AUGGCCGCUCGAACAUUGGACCGAAUGCGCAAGGCUCAGUCCCUUAUCCGCGAAUGCCAUAGCUGGCUUUUGGAAAAUGAUGAGAUCCUGCUGGCAGUUGAGUUGUGCAAUAUAGAAGGCAGGCUCGCACUUCUCUUCGAGAACAGAUAUUUCCUUAAUACUCCCUGCCCUGGACUUCGAGACGAGCAGCUUCCCCGCCUUCCUCCAUCCAGUGGCCUCAGACACAGAACCCCCCGCGAGCCCUACAAUGGCGGCCGCAGACCUCAUCAGAUCAACAGGAGCAGGACUGAAGCCCCUGCAAGUCGCGCUAGUGGCGGACAAAAUCCCCAGGCUCGGACAACAAUAACAACAAGUAGAUCUAGAGCCAUAGCGAGCAAGUCAACCUGCCCUGAUGCCGUCCUAAAAGCCCCUCGAGUUCGAGCUGCCGCGACAGGAGCAUCGCCGCCAACUGGCGUGCUCUUGGAUUUUGACGACGACGUGGAAUUAGUCCAACUGCCCCCAAAUAUGGUACCAGAAAUGGAAGCAGCAAAUUCAGGCCAUAUCGGAUCAAAGGAAACGCAGCACUUGCCAGAGGAGCCCGCUGCUGUAGGCAGCGAUGAAUCCCUCCACCAAACCAUUGCUACUGCGGCUGAUGCCGCCUUAUCAGGUCCGGACUCCGCCGUUGGCAACUACUGCUCUCCUCCGGUGGUUGAAGAAGGCGUUGUCACAGUCACAGUCCCAGUCCCAGUCCCAGUCCCAGUCCCAGUCCCAGUCCCCUCCCAGCCACAGCCACCAGGUUCGCCUGCGUGCGACUCCCUUGAGGGCGGGUCACCUUGUACACAAGCACAAGAGCAGGCGAAUGGGAUGACCGAGAGCCAAAAAGGCGAUUCCAUUGAGGAGUUCCCUGUGUUGACCAGCACAGGAGGUUUCACCGAGGACGUGUUGGUUGAUCUUGACGACGAUUUGGCUGUCAUCCUUCCAGGUGGAGCCGACACAGAUACCAACAGAAAUACUCAUCUAGAAGAAAAUGAUGUUCUUUCAGGUGACCUUGAUCGCCGGGCUGGCCAAAAUCCUCAACCCGAGGACUUGGAAGACGACGAUGUCGUUUUCCAGGGAAAUGCAGCGAAGAGCAUUCGCCCGGACUUUAAGGCCUUGUUUGUCAGUUCUGAUGAUGACUCUCAGACCUCUCGUCGUCCUAUUGAUCUGAGGGCAAUUUUCGAGAAAUAUUCCGAGGUGAUCAUUUGCAAGUGA
Penicillium concentricum is the source of this 1230-nucleotide messenger RNA. RefSeq lists its product as uncharacterized. Lineage: Eukaryota; Fungi; Ascomycota; Eurotiomycetes; Eurotiales; Aspergillaceae. The coding region runs from base 1 to 1230 and encodes 409 amino acids. The transcript is spliced from 4 exons. The record is from RefSeq and is a predicted model, not a curated record.